Messenger RNA from Capsella rubella, 1091 nucleotides. Its product is annotated as OPA3-like protein. Gene Ontology annotation, cellular component: mitochondrion. Lineage: Eukaryota; Viridiplantae; Streptophyta; Magnoliopsida; Brassicales; Brassicaceae. The transcript is spliced from 4 exons. The record is from RefSeq and is a predicted model, not a curated record. Gene Ontology annotation, biological process: regulation of lipid metabolic process. The coding region runs from base 203 to 718 and encodes 171 amino acids.
AAACAAACGACUCAGCUUCUUCUUCUUCUUCUUCUUCUUCAAAUCGGAUCUACAAAGUUCGAGAAAGCUUUGAUUAAUCCCAAUGGCGAUUUCUCUGUUCUUGUGAUUCUUCUGUGCUCACCCAGAUUAGUUCCAGUUCCUUCGCAUUCCCUCUGUUUGAGUAAACUGAGAUUCUCCCAAGCUUUUUCUCGGAAACAAAAAAAUGGUGUUGCCAUUGAUGAAACUGGGCACACUCGCGGUCAAAACCAUAAGUAAACCCUUGGCUAGUCAGCUCAAGCAUCAAGCUAAGGUUCAUCCCAAGUUUCGUCAAUCUAUCAUCAACUUCGCUCAGAGGAAUCAUCGUAUCACGACGCAAAUGCAAAGAAGGAUAUAUGGUCAUGCCACUGAUGUAGAGAUUCGUCCCUUGGACGAGGAAAAGGCUGUCCAAGCUGCUGUUGACCUCAUUGGAGAGCUCUUCCUCUUUGGGGUUGGUGGAGCCGUUGUUGUUUUUGAGGUGCAGAGAAGUUCUCGGUCAGAAGCAAGAAAAGAGGAAGCACGUAAACAAGAACUAGAGGAGUUAAGAUUGAAAGAUGAAGCACUCGAAAAGCAAGUCGCAGAUCUCAAGAGCAAGCUAGAGGAGCUUGAACAACUUGCCAAAGCACGCGGACUGAGCGGAAUUUUUCAGUUAAAAUCACAGCCCAGUACUACGGGUAGCGGGAAGCCAGAAAAAUCCACUUGAAUCAUCAUCAUCAUAUUGAUCAAUCCCCGAGACUGAAACCAAAGUUAACAAUACGGCAAUGAUUCUUUUUCAGAAGAGCUGGGGAGUUUAUGAUUCUCUGCUCUGCAUUCUUAUAGAUCGACCGUAAUAGAUACAUACAUGCACCAUCAUCAAGAACAAUCUGCUUUCCAACAAUCAUAUUAGGUGACAAAUAAGAAAGUUUUGAUGUUGAGGGAUUUGGGUGUACAAUACGUUUGUCUUUUCAACAUUCGUUGCUUAGAUUUGGUCUUUUAAGACCAAUAGCUAAAAUUUAAGCAAUGUUUGGAUAAUGACGAAUUCAUUAUGAAAGCGACCUUCAGAGAGAUACAAAAUGAGACCUUUCUCAUUCUACCUA